AUGCCAUCAGCAACCCGGCUCGCCCACUCUGCUGCCAGAGCGCGGCCUCUAUCCCAGCAGUCGAGCCGGCGGCUCUUCAGCACUACCCGCUCUCAAUUCAGGGAGGUUCGCGACGCCUACAUCCUCAGCGGGUCGCGGACACCCACCGGAGUGUUCAAUGGCGCCUUCACCACGGUUCCCGCGCCCCGGCUGGGCGCCGCCGCCAUCGAGUCCGCUCUCUCCAAGUCGACCGUCCCCAUCGAGAAGAUAAAGUCCGUCUACAUGGGCCAGGUGCUGCAGGGCGCCGCUGGCCAGGCUCCCGCACGCCAGGCCAGCAUCUUCGCCAACCUGCCGUCCUCCGUCGAAGCCACCACCAUCAACAAGGUGUGCGCCUCGGGCCUGAAGGCUGUGACCAUCGCCGCGCAGGACAUCCAGCUGGGCGACGCCGAGGCCAUCAUUGCCGGCGGUAUGGAGAACAUGUCCCGCGUACCCUACUACCUGGCUCGCGCCAGCCAGCAGCCGCCCUUCGGCGAGCAGAAGCUGCAGGACGGCCUGAUCACCGACGGCUUGUGGGACGUCUACAACCAGAUCCAUAUGGGCAAUUGCGCCGAGAACACGGCUAAGAAAUACGAGAUCACGCGUGAAGAGCAGGAUGAGUUUGCCAUUCUGUCCUACAAGCGUGCUCAGGAGGCAUGGGCUGCCGGGCUGUUCAAGGACGAGGUCGUGCCUGUGACGGUGAAGGGCAAGAAGGGCGACACUGUCGUCUCGGAGGACGAGGGAUACAACCGUCUGAAGCUGGACAAGGUCAAGACGCUGAAGCCGGCCUUUGUCCGCGAUGGUACCGGCUCCAUCACCGCCGCCAACAGCUCUUCCUUCAACGACGGUGCUAGCGCCCUCGUUCUGGGCAGUAAAGAUGUCGCCAAGGCCCAUGGCUCGGGUUCGCGUGUAUUGGCACGCGUUGUCUCCUAUGCAGAUGCUGCUCUUGAUCCUAUCGAUUUCCCCGUCGCGCCUGCCAAGGUGGUUCCUCUUGUUUUGGAAAAGGCCGGCCUAUCCAAGUCCGACAUCGCCAUCUGGGAAUUUAACGAAGCUUUUGCCGCUGUCAUCAAGGCCAAUGCUAAGAUCUUGGGCCUUGGUUCGGACAACGUCAACCCCAGGGGCGGUGCGAUCGCUCUGGGACACGCGCUGGGAAGCUCUGGAAGCAGAAUCUUGGUGACCUUGUUGCAUCAGCUGGAAGUUGGACAGUAUGGAUGCGCCGCAAUUUGCAACGGCGGCGGUGCUGCCAGCGGUAUCAUCGUGCAGAGAAUCGGCCAUAACGACCUGUAA
Lasiodiplodia theobromae is the source of this 1302-nucleotide messenger RNA. RefSeq names its product Acetyl- acetyltransferase. The record is from RefSeq and is a predicted model, not a curated record. The transcript has 2 exons. Gene Ontology annotation, biological process: fatty acid beta-oxidation. Lineage: Eukaryota; Fungi; Ascomycota; Dothideomycetes; Botryosphaeriales; Botryosphaeriaceae. Gene Ontology annotation, molecular function: acetyl-CoA C-acetyltransferase activity. The coding region runs from base 1 to 1302 and encodes 433 amino acids.